Ambispora gerdemannii is the source of this 1734-nucleotide messenger RNA. The record is from the annotation of a GenBank genome assembly. Lineage: Eukaryota; Fungi; Glomeromycota; Glomeromycetes; Archaeosporales; Ambisporaceae.
AUGGCGCCGUUUUUACCGUCAGAUUGCUACAACCAAAUAUUCGAAAAUCUCGAAAACGAUCGCGAUGCUCUAUACUCUUGCAUAUUAGUAAAUCGACAGUGGUGUCAAAGUGCAAUACCUGUACUCUGGAGUCAGCCAUUUCGACUACUAAACAUAUGUCGAGAUCCGGCCGAAUAUUCGCCAGAGUCAUGGCGAAAAAGGGCCGGACAAUUAGUAGAAACAUAUUUUCUAUCACUAAAUGAAGAAGAGAAACGAGCACUCAAACGAAAACGCGUGUAUCUGUCGAGGGAAAUUACAGCACCACCGGAAGCAAAACCACGUCCGAUUUUUGAUUAUCCGCAUUUACUAAGACGUGUUGAUUUGGGGGAAGUAUUUGCGGCAUUACUAGGAUGGAUAGAAUACACGCAAGAGAAUAAAAUGGUGGCGAUGCAAGCUCACGCGUCAUCUUCAUCAUUUAUGAAGAUGGAUCGAAUCGCGCCUGUGAAUUUUUUGAUGUGUCGGUAUCGUGAAUUUCGAUCUUGGCGAGAACGUAGAAUGCGUGCAGAAUUAGCGGCAGCGAAAGUUCUUGGAAAUUUUUUGAUGAAACAUUGCUGGACUAUAAAAAGAUUCUCUAUCGAUACAAUUCAUCGUUCUUUAGUUCCUGACGCGUUAUUGUUGAUGCCGAUGUACCCGGGAGCAAUUGACUGUUUAUCGAAUUUAGCUGAAUUAAGAUGCACAACAAAAUCAAUAAAAACAAAUUUCUUUCAAGAAAUAUCUAAAGUAGCACGUAAUCUACGAAACAUCACCGUGUGGAUGUCAUAUCCACGAGUAAACGCCGAGCUAAUGCUCGAUCGUCGAAAAAAAUCCAAGGAUGAACAAACAUUUAUCAAAGAAGCCGAAGCACUCGUACGCGUGGUCGAAGCACAAAAAAGUCUUCGAGCAUUUGAACUUGGGUAUUGUCCUUGGGGCCUUGAUCUUGUCAUCAACUCAUUAAAAUCACAGUCACAUUCUUUGCGGCGGAUAAGUUUUACCGGGGUGAAUUUUUUAUAUUCUGGCCCGUUGGCUGGGCUGGCGGCUUGUACAAAAUUGGAGAAACUGAAAUUUAAUUCUUGUUUGAAUUUGACUGAUACUGUCAUGCAACCGUUGACAAAUGUAAGAUUUCCAUUUUUGAGAAAAAUUAAUAUGAAUUCACCAGCCCCGGCAAGUAUUUUGACUGAUAUUAUACGAAAUUCUAAUGCAAGCAUUAAAAAAUUGACGUUAAGCGAAAUAUUGCAAAAUGAAGGAGAAACACCAAGCGUAAUAGAAAUUAUCGCACAACAUUGUUCGAAUAUUAUAAAAUGUAAUGUUCGACCGACUAAAGACGAAAUGCCUCAAUUGGUAUCCCUCGUUUCUCUGUGUGAAAAUCUUGAAACAUUAAUUAUAACUGGCGCAAGGUGGCCAGAGAUAGAUGUAAAUUCUGUAGUACGAGACAUGUCGAAAUAUAAAUUACCAAAGUUACGACAUCUCGGGAUCCAAGCAGCAUUAACACUCACCCCGAGAACACUGGAGCAUUUUUUCCAAAAUACAAGAGCACCUAUUGUCACCCUGGAAUUCUAUCAAUCGCAAUGCUUUGGUGAUCAUCAUCUCGAUGUGGUUUUGUGUUGUCUCGAGUCCACGUUAAGAAAUCUUCGAGUUCAGACGUAUCGAAAUAUUCCGUCUCAAUCAAUCCACAAUGCUCGACAGCGGAUAAAUUCUGUUUAUAUUUAUCCGAUGUGA